Asparagus officinalis (garden asparagus) is the source of this 1561-nucleotide messenger RNA. Its product is annotated as arogenate dehydratase/prephenate dehydratase 2, chloroplastic-like. Gene Ontology annotation, cellular component: chloroplast; cytoplasm. Gene Ontology annotation, molecular function: arogenate dehydratase activity; prephenate dehydratase activity. The coding region runs from base 29 to 1213 and encodes 394 amino acids. The transcript is spliced from 11 exons. NCBI's taxonomy places the organism in Eukaryota, Viridiplantae, Streptophyta, Magnoliopsida, Asparagales, Asparagaceae. The record is from RefSeq and is a predicted model, not a curated record. Gene Ontology annotation, biological process: L-phenylalanine biosynthetic process.
GCGGAGAAAAAGCCCGCCGUCGCCGUCGAUGCCGACGAGGAGCCCAAGGCGGAGAAAGCCCCCGCCGGCAAGAAGCCGAAGGCGGAGAAUUAUAGUUUGUAUCUAUUCAUUAUUGUAUCUGUUUACCAAACUUUAUAGCAGAUUAGCGCAGGUUCUGGGUUUAAUAAUUGAUCAGCUGGGGUUUAGAAGAAUGGGUUUAAAAUCUGAAAACCAAAAAGAAAAUAAAACUCUUCAUCUGUCUCCACUCUCCAAUUUUGUGGAUUUAUUGGUUUGUUUCAUUUUUUAUUUUAAUUUUUUAGGGCCUUUGACAAGUUCAGAUUUGUCUAAUUCUGGUAAUGGACCUCACCUCAGAGUUGCUUAUCAGGGUCUUCCUGGUGCUUAUAGUGAAUCUGCAGCAGCAAAGGCGUACCCGAACUGUGAGGCGGUUCCCUGCGAACAGUUUGAAAGUGCCUUCGAUGCUGUUGAACGUUGGCUUGUUGAUCGUGCAGUGCUUCCAAUAGAAAAUUCAUUAGGUGGUAGCAUACAUCGCAAUUAUGACCUUUUACUUCGCCAUAAAUUACAUAUUGUUGGUGAAGUGAAAUAUGCAGUACGACAUUGUUUACUAGCCAACCAUGGUGUGAAAUUACAAGACCUGAAAAGAGUUCUCAGUCAUCCACAAGCUCUUGCCCAGUGUGAGCACACACUAACGAAGUUGGGAGUUGUUAGAGAAGCUGUUGAUGAUACAGCAGGUGCAGCACAAUUUGUGGCUUCCAAUAAGCUUCAAGAUGCAGGGGCAGUUGCAAGUGCAUUAGCCGCUGAGAUCUAUGAUCUGAAUAUUCUUGCUGAGGAUAUUCAGGAUGAUACUGAUAAUGUCACUCGCUUCUUAAUGCUUGCACGAGAACCCAUUAUUCCAGGCAUUGAUAGAACGUUCAAGACAAGCAUAGUUUUCUCCUUAGAAGAAGGUCCUGCUGUUCUUUUCAAGGCACUUGCCGUUUUUGCCAUGAGAGAGAUCAACCUCACAAAGAUUGAAAGUCGACCUCGGAGUAAAAAGCCCUUCCGUAUAGCUGACGAAGGAGUCAUUGGGCCUCUAAAGUACUUUGAUUAUCUCUUCUAUGUUGAUUUUGAAGCAUCAAUGGCUUCACAAAAUGCUCAGAAUGCCCUUAGGCACCUUAAGGAAUUUGCAACAUUCUUGAGAGUUCUAGGCAGCUAUCCAAUGGAUAUAAGCCACACAUGAAGAUAUUUGCAGGCAUAUCAAAGCAGUGGGACCUACUGUUGAUCGAAGAAUGAAGAUGGAAAGAGCUGCAUGCAAUUGUUAAGAAAAGGAUAUGUUACGACAUUUGAAAUUUUGAAUGGAUCAUAUAGUUAGGUCAGAGCAGCAGAGGGAUGUCAAUUAUCCAGAAUCAUCAUAAUCUUUGGUUUGGAAUUUUGACUUUUUUGCUUCUAAAAUGUACAGCACCUUUGCAGAAUGAAAAAGGAAUGAUCCUUUUUUUUUUCAGUAUAACGUGUUCGAAGAAAAAAAAAACUGGGGCGUUGUACUUAUGUCAUCGUGCAUGCUCUAAUGUUAUGCGUAUGAGUCGCCAAA